Molecule: messenger RNA, 667 nt
Organism: Theobroma cacao (cacao)
Lineage: Eukaryota; Viridiplantae; Streptophyta; Magnoliopsida; Malvales; Malvaceae
Biological process (GO): mRNA splicing, via spliceosome
Cellular component (GO): spliceosomal complex
Molecular function (GO): RNA binding
Source: RefSeq, a predicted model, not a curated record
GCAGUCAGGCGGAAAAGGACAGGCAAGUAAGAAAGUGAGUAGCGAGGGUUCACCAUUUGGCUUCCUAGGCGCAGUCAGCAGAGAAGAAGAAGAAGAGGAACAGAGAAGAAGCGAGCAGAACACACCAUGGCCAGCACCAAAGUCCAGCGGAUCAUGACCCAGCCCAUCAAUCUGAUUUUCAGAUUUCUCCAAAGCAAAGCUCGCAUUCAGAUUUGGCUUUUCGAACAGAAGGAUUUGAGAAUCGAAGGACGUAUCAUUGGGUUUGAUGAGUAUAUGAAUUUGGUUUUGGAUGAUGCUGAAGAAGUCAACAUUAAGAAGAAAAGUAGAAAGUCACUAGGGAGGAUCCUGCUAAAAGGGGACAACAUAACUUUGAUGAUGAAUGCGGGAAAGUAAGGAACAAGUUCGAGGCCACAGUGCAAUUUGGUUCUCCUUGCAGCUAUUACUAUAAUGAAUAUGCUGCUCUAUUGUAGUAGUUUAAAUGGUGUAUCCUCUGUUGCAGUAGAUUUUAUGACAGUGGAAAUGCAUUUUAUGCAUAACCAAACUGCAAACCUUUUGUAUUGUAUCAUAGCAAGAACAGCUUGAUGCCUUACAAUUAUUUAGAUCUGUUGAGAUUUCAGCAUCUGCAUCUAUGUCCAACUUGAUACCUACUAAGUAGUUUUUCUUUUCA